GAUGGAUCCCAAAAGCAAGUAUCGAAAGCACUACCGUGAAAUUGCGCGGACAUGGCACUUCCAGAGGAGCCGCUUCCAGAGUUUCAGGCACCAGCCCUGAAGGUCCCUUUACCCAAGUUUCCCCUGGAGAAGGAGAAGGCUUACAGCCAAGCGUGGCCAGAGCACUUGAACCGUCAGGAUCCCUUCGCCCGAUACCGGAAGGGUGCAUCACGCUACUACGCGCCCGCCAAGUUCGAUCCCUUCAAAGAGUGGCGCGAUCCUGACGAGGCCAUGGAAGGAGUCUCCACCCCAGUGCCCUUCACAGCUGCUCAGCCGCCCGAGUUCCCAGAACUCGAUGAUUCGGCGCCCUCUCGCUGCGGGCGUUGCGGGAGCACCCUGGCAGCGGAGAACAACUUCUGUGGGCGCUGUGGCUUGGCACGGAGCACCGACCGUGGCUAUCAGCACCCUGAGAAGCUGCUGCCAGGAGUGGCGCCGGACCGGGGCGCCCAUGGAGUGCGGAGACUGAUCUCGUUCGUUCCUCCAUAUGAACGUGGCCAGCCUGCUUGCAAUCCUCCACGCGGGUGGCUACGGGGCAACUUCGGCUGCAAGCCCUGAUAUCGGUGGCGGAGCGGCUAAGUUGGGAUUCGUUGAGGUGUGGGGAGGUCGGUGUACUCGCUUGGACAGGGAUGCCGAAGGCAAACCCGCUCCAGUCCUUUUAGUGGCUUCCCUCCACUAUGCUUGCUGCUCGCAGGUCGGGGGCGGGAUGCGAGCAACCUCCAGUGCCUUGCAUAAAGGGGGGGACGUUGAGGUGCACCCGUAAGGCCGGGGGCUGUACCUCUUCCUCCACUUUGUGUCACUGGAGUCAGUCGUUUCCGGCCAGAACGCCGCUGUGGUUGGAGUGUGGGACCUUCGCGUUUUGAGGGGAGUUGUGGGGUUGUGGCUGUUGAAUGCGUUUUGUGUGGCUUUGGUGCCCUCAUGUUUGUGAGGAAGCGCGCUGGGCCAGGGCGCCCAUGGCGCGGCGUCUGAGGUUAAUGUCAGUUGGUAUCGACCUUAGUUGCUGGGCUACCUUCCCCGUUAUCGUUAUUCAUUCCCCAUAUGAAGAAGAUUUCCAACUCAAAUGAGGGUGGUGGUGGUUAGUCGAGAGUCUACAUUAGUUAUGGUUGCAUGGUCCGGGUUGAAGAUCUGACUGGUCCAGCCCUAUGGCUCCUGACUCCUGAUCACCCAAUGAUAUCUGAACGCAAAGGUAAUCCAGAUCCACGUAUCAAUACCUCAACAAGUCGGUGGGUAAUAUCAUAUCUUUGACGGCCACAAGUCAGUGGGCUAUUCUGUUUAGGAUGGUCCUGAUGGGCCAACUUCUAGAGGAACUUAUGAUUUCCAGAACAACGUACAAUGUUGAAGGCACCCCAUCGGCUCCAUAUAUGGCUUUCAGGAGUGUUCAUGGCGUUCAUCCACCUUUAAGUUUGCAGGUUCCCUCCUCUUGGCUUUGUUUUCAGCAUAUGGCUUAGCACUGGACAGGAAAGACACGGUCCUGGUAGAGGGGAAAUCACAGAACUUUGGACGUAACUCUUGGCCCAAUUUCUGCCAGGCCCACCAUUGCGUCAUGAUGCAUCACAGCCGGGCCCCAUGAUCAAACCGGCGCUCGGGCCAAGCAGUGGGCGGCCCGGGCCACCCGGGUCGUUGGGGCCGCCACCCGGCACCGUGCGGCCGGGCGGCGUUUGCCCCGGCCCGGGGGGCCCGCUGCUAGGGCCACCGAAGGGGACCAUUAAGAGCAGUUGCAGGCCAAUGAACCGAAAGCAUUGCGCACCAGCAAUGGGGCCGGUCUGCGGAUGACGUGAGAGAAAACUUACAAGAGCGGUU
Messenger RNA from Durusdinium trenchii, 1836 nucleotides. Lineage: Eukaryota; Dinophyceae; Suessiales; Symbiodiniaceae. The record is from the annotation of a GenBank genome assembly.